CCGUAAAGCCAGGAGCGGACAUGAACCUCAUAGAUCUGUGGUCCGCGGAUCCAGUUCCCACCCAAGUACCCACCCUCAAACCUUUGUCUUCUUCGCCGGUCCCGUCCGGAUUGUUAGAGGCUCCGGUCCCGUCCGGAGAUCUUCCUCCUCCGAUGUCCCUGUCAGGUUUCCUGGUCCCAUCUCCUCUGCUGGUUUCAGCCAGUCCCCUGGAUUCAUCGGCCCCACUGGUGUCGUCCAGCUCCUCGGCUCUGCCUCCGCCGCUAGCUCCGUGCGGCUCAUCAGCCUCGCCUCAGGCUUCCCCUCCACCAGCUCGGUAUGGCGCCGAGUCCCCGGCUUCACUUCGGCCCUCCAGGCCCAUGUCUCCACCUCGGCCUGUCAGCCCGCCGACUCCGCUCCGGCUCUGCAUUCCUUCGUCUCCACCGAGGCCCGUCUGCCCUUGGACUCCUCUGGGCUCCCUCAUACAUCCAGACAAACCUCGGUCGGUCGUCGCUCAGCUUCCGCCACGAACUUCCGGGUCUCCGGCUGCGCCUCAACCCUCCACCCCUUCGGCUUCACCGGGCUCCUCCCUUCCUCUGGUUUCCCCGUCGUCCUCGCUCGCUCCAUCGUCUCCCUGUUCCUCCACGUACCCUAGUUCCGCCUCCGUGGAUCGGCUUCUGGGUGUCGCCCAGUCCUUCAGCCAAAGCUCCUCCCUGGUUCCUCGCACCGUCGGCUCCACCAUGGUGUUGGUCUCCUCCGAUUUAUCCAGGUUCCUGUUCUUCAUCAGCACCACGCCUUCCACCUAA
Messenger RNA from Sinocyclocheilus rhinocerous, 782 nucleotides. Its product is annotated as proline-rich receptor-like protein kinase PERK2. The transcript has 3 exons. Bases 21 to 782 code for a protein of 253 amino acids. Lineage: Eukaryota; Metazoa; Chordata; Actinopteri; Cypriniformes; Cyprinidae. The record is from RefSeq and is a predicted model, not a curated record.